CAAAUAGAGUGGGUGACUGUAGAUAUCGCUAACUUCUUUGCGGCGGCUCAGUCAUCUCAGAUCUGGCCCUUAUUGUCAGGGAGGGGAAAAGAGGGACUGGGUGACUUCAACUUCUCAUUUCUUUACUCAAUGCAGUCCCAACGCGGACAUAUUUUAGGUUUUUAAUCAGGCAAACCAUGAGACGUCCAAAGUGGGUGACAGUAUGGGACUUCAAGGAGGGAUUUCCGAUUCUAAAGGACCCUGUCCCUUAAGUUCCCCCGGAAGCGUCUCCCUUUACACCAGGGCGACUGCCGAAGUAGCCUAAGGCAAUGGAGUCGAGCUACGGGGGUUGAUCCCCACAGCCGGGCUAGAAGUGGGCCCUGGGACUUCGGCCGUGCCUGUGCUGGGGGAACUGGCCAGCGCCAUGGCAGUCGCCGUGUCCUCAGAGCCUUUCGAGAAGUUGCACGACAUCUUCCGCGGGCUCUACGAUGACCUGCGAGGGGUCCCCGAGAGGCUCUUGGGGACCGGGGGGACGGAAGAGAAAAAGAAGUUAAUCAGAGAUUUUGAUGAGAAGCAACAGGAAGCAAAUGAAACGUUGGCAGAGAUGGAAGAGGAGCUGCGCUUUGCCCCUCUAUCCUUUCGCAACCCCAUGAUGGCCAAGCUUCGAAACUACCGCAGAGACCUGGCUAAGCUCCAGCGGGAGGUGAGGAAUACUCCUCUGACAGUGAUGCCUGGGGGCCGUGGAGACAGCAAAUAUGGAGCCUAUGCUGUAGAGAAUGAGCACAUGAAUCGACUGCAGUCUCAAAGAGUAUUACUUCUGCAAGGCACUGAAAGCCUAAACAGAGCCACUCAGAGCAUUGAGCGUUCUCACCGAAUUGCCACUGAGACAGAUCAGAUUGGUGCUGAGAUCAUUGAAGAACUGGGGGACCAAAGAGAUCAGCUGGAACGCACAAAAAGCCGGCUGGUGAAUACAAAUGAAAACUUGAGCAAAAGCCGAAAGAUACUGCGUUCAAUGUCCAGAAAAGUGGCAACCAAUAAACUGCUGCUUUCCAUGGUUAUCCUUCUGGAAUUGGUCAUCUUGGGAGGCCUAGUCUAUUACAAGUUCUUACGAAAACUCUGAAAAUCCCUGCCUUCACUUUACCCUCCUUGUGGAUCUCUAAAUCAAAUAGUUAAAGGACCAACUUUACUGCAAUGGGCUGGAGUUUAAGCACUCAGACUCUGUAUAGAAGGCUGACAAUGACUUGAAAUGUGAAGUAGUGGUAACAAGGCUGGGGUGCUAUACCAAGGUAACAAAUGCUGUGUUUAUUAGUUCUUUAAAUUUAGAGUAUUCUAAUAUAUUAACUCACAAUGAACUAAAUAAAACCAAUUACAGAAUAUAGUAAUAUUGGUCAUCAAAAA
Messenger RNA from Monodelphis domestica (gray short-tailed opossum), 1377 nucleotides. RefSeq names its product vesicle transport through interaction with t-SNAREs 1B (gene VTI1B). Lineage: Eukaryota; Metazoa; Chordata; Mammalia; Didelphimorphia; Didelphidae. The record is from RefSeq and is a predicted model, not a curated record. Gene Ontology annotation, biological process: macroautophagy; Golgi to vacuole transport; intra-Golgi vesicle-mediated transport. Gene Ontology annotation, molecular function: SNAP receptor activity; SNARE binding. Gene Ontology annotation, cellular component: ER to Golgi transport vesicle membrane; SNARE complex; late endosome membrane.